AUGGCGUGGGAUCUUUGGAGUUCAACGCAUGAUGAAGCUGUGCGCAACAGUAAUGACUCGGAGCAUCUUGGAAGACAAUAUGAUUUUUACUUCGACUGCGAGCAUGAUAUAAUGGAAGAACGAGCCUUGAAUGAGAAGUCUUGCAUUCAGGUUUUAAAAAAUUUGAUAACAAAGGAGGAUGCUGAAAUUGAAGAACUUGAAAAAGAUCUCUCAUCGCUGCAGAAUGAAUUAAUCUGGGCCGAACAUAAAAAUUGGCCUGAAAUAUGUUGUAACGCUUUGACUGAGAAAAUCAAUUGGCUUGAUGUCUCUCUAAGGAGUUUGAAGAAUGAUCAUCCUGAUAGUGAUAGAAUUCAGCUACUAUUACGAAAUGAACCUGCUGGGACACUUGAUGAAAUAUUAAUGGGUACACUAGGAGACUACUGUCAAGAUAAUUGCGGCCAGGUCAUGAUAGCAACUAAUGAUUUGAAGUUGAGCCUUGUUAUCUUUGUCAAUGAUCAGAAGUCAAAUGUUGAUAUUGGAUUGCUGCGUUUAAUCUCUGUGACUGGAUUUUCCUUGUAUUUCUCACUUAGUGGACCCGCAAUAGACCCUGACAUUGGUUAUUCUUUUAAGGAACCGCUUGCUAAAAUUGUUUGGAGAAGUGCUGAUUUUGGGGCUAUUAGGAGUGUAGUUAGUCCUUCUAACGGAAUGAAUUUACUGGGAACAUCCGAUUCAAAAGUUUUAGUGAAUGGGGAAGUCAGAAGAAGCCAACUUGUAACUAUAGACGAAGGUCAAAUCUUGAAUUCUGUUUCUUCCAAGGGCAAGGAAAUUGUUCUGAAAGAAAUCAAGCAAGAAGGUGAAACUGUCAAAGAUGUCAGUGCAGAUGUGCUUCUUGAUUCUAAUUUUUGUGCCUCCCAACGAGUGAAAAGUGAAAGUUCUAAUUUUGACAAAAUGCAACGUGGUUUUGCUCCAAAAACUGCACAAAGAGAUAGCGAGAAAGAAAUGAAGGAUGCUUCAACUCAAGAUUGUGAGGGAAUAAAUCCUCUUCAAGUUGAUGGUGCUCAAAAAUUGUGUCUUGCUGCUCCUGAAUCAUGGAACCGUAAAAGUUUGCCGCAUGUAAUGAAGUUUCAGAGUGCUAGCCUUGUCAAUGCUAAAAGUUCUGGUUUGAGUUCAAUGUUAGAGUUGCAAACCAAAAGUGCCCUAUUUACUGGGCCUCAGCUGACUGACAAAGCGAAAUCACAAGCGCUAUGCCUUAAGCCUGAACCUACUGUUGACCCCAGGAAGCCCAUUGCGAGUAAACCGGGUGAAAAUCAUGUGGAACUUAUUCCAAAUUCAUCCUUGAAAGUUACAUGCAAGAGGCCACGCAAGUCAAGAGCUGGCAAUGAUGGUGCCAAGUUAAUUGAUUCGCUGAGCGGUAAGGUUGCUAAAAGAUCAAUGCAGCUGGAACAGCACAUAACUGAAUAUGCUGUUGUUCCUUAUGACAGCAAAUUUUCAGAGUUGCAAAAGAAAAGAGUUGUUUGCAAGUCGACAGUCACUGCAGGUACACAAAAUUCACUUGUUACCAUCGAUUCAACAAAAUCAAAUGCGGUUGUCAUGGUCAAUGGAAACCAUGAAGAUCCUCAGAAUAGCUUGUCCUGCUCCUCAGUCGAUUCUCAUAAUAGGACUUCAGCUUUGAGGCCUGCGGGCUUGAAAAACUUGACAUUGAACAAUUUGAGGGUCAUUGCAAAGCAGCACAACGUGAAAAAAUAUUACAGAAUGGCAAAAGGACCUUUGUUGGAACAAUUAACUCGUAUACUCGGUGGCUGGUAA
Neltuma alba is the source of this 1785-nucleotide messenger RNA. RefSeq lists its product as uncharacterized. Lineage: Eukaryota; Viridiplantae; Streptophyta; Magnoliopsida; Fabales; Fabaceae. The coding region runs from base 1 to 1785 and encodes 594 amino acids. The transcript is spliced from 6 exons. The record is from RefSeq and is a predicted model, not a curated record.